GCCUUUAGGAAGAUCUGUAAAGAAGAGGUGCAAAGCGGGAAGUACCAUCAAGGACACAUGGGAACAAUGCAGUAGCAACGGAGACAGGGCCUGUUGGAGGGAAGACUGGGGGAGGGGAACAGACGCAGGACGCCGGAGGGAAAACCCAGCCAAACAACCAGCCGGAUUCAUAGGGGCGGGGCCAACCGCUACGCAUGCGCACAGCGGCCCCAGGUGACCGCCGUGGCGGAAGCGAAGCCACCUAGAGCCUCUGCGCCUCGCCGGCGACUGCUGCUGCGCGUGCGCAGGCGGCCCCGUGCCGGAGUCUUCCUCUGUGCCCAGUCCGCCGCUGCUCUGCUUGGGUUGGAGCCCCGCGCUCCUUCCGCGGCUCACCGGCGGGCGCGUGCCCUCCUCGCGCCCGCGCCCUUCUCGCGCCCCGGGCCAGCGAGCCCGGGGAGGAGGUCGGCAGGGGCUGUUGAUCUCCGCCUGUGGACUGCGUGGGGCGGCCAUGUCGGCCGGCGAGGUGGAGCGCCUGGUGUCGGAGCUGAGCGGCGGGACCGGCGGCGACGAGGAGGAGGAGUGGCUCUAUGGCGGCCCAUGGGACGUGCAUGUGCACAGUGAUUUGGCAAAGGACCUAGAUGAAAAUGAAGUUGAAAGGCCAGAAGAAGAAAACGCCAGUGCUAAUCCUCCAUCUGGAAUUGAAGAUGAAACUGCUGAAAAUGGUGUACCAAAACCGAAAGUGACCGAGACUGAAGAUGAUAGUGAUAGUGACAGUGAUGAUGAUGAGGAUGACGUCCAUGUCACUAUCGGAGACAUUAAAACAGGAGCGCCACAGUAUGGGAGUUACGGUACAGCACCUGUAAACCUUAACAUCAAGACAGGGGGAAGAGUUUAUGGAACUACAGGAACAAAAGUCAAAGGUGUAGACCUUGAUGCACCUGGAAGCAUUAAUGGAGUUCCACUGUUGGAGGUAGAUUUGGAUUCUUUUGAAGAUAAACCAUGGCGUAAACCUGGUGCUGAUCUUUCUGAUUAUUUUAAUUACGGGUUUAAUGAAGAUACCUGGAAAGCUUACUGUGAAAAACAAAAAAGGAUACGAAUGGGACUUGAAGUUAUACCAGUUACUUCUACUACAAAUAAAAUUACGGCCGAAGACUGUACUAUGGAAGUUACACCAGGUGCAGAGAUGCAAGAUGGCAGAUUCAAUCUUUUUAAGGUACAACAGGGGAGAACUGGAAAUUCAGAGAAAGAAGCAGCACUUCCUUCCACAAAAGCUGAGUUUACUUCUCCUCCAUCCUUGUUCAAAACUGGACUUCCACCAAGCAGAAACAGCACCUCUUCUCAGUCUCAGACAAGUACUGCCUCCAGAAAAGCCAAUUCCAGCGUUGGGAAGUGGCAGGAUCGAUAUGGGAGGGCCGAAUCACCUGAUCUAAGGAGAUUACCUGGAGCAAUUGAUGUUAUCGGACAAACUAUAACUAUUAGCCGAGUAGAAGGAAGACGACGGGCAAAUGAAAACAGCAACAUACAGGUCCUUUCUGAAAGAUCAGCUACUGAAGUAGACAACAAUUUUAGCAAACCGCCUCCAUUUUUCCCUCCAGGAGCUCCUCCCACCCACCUCCCACCUCCUCCAUUUCUUCCGCCUCCUCCAACUGUCAGUACUGCUCCACCUCUGAUCCCACCGCCAGGUAUCCCAAUAACUGUACCACCUCCAGGUUUUCCUCCUCCACCAGGUGCCCCACCGCCAUCUCUUAUACCGACAAUAGAAAGUGGACAUUCCUCUGGUUAUGAUAGUCGUUCUGCACGUGCAUUUCCAUACGGCAAUGUUGCCUUUCCUCAUCUUACUGGUUCUGCUCCUUCAUGGCCAAGUCUUGUGGACACCACCAAGCAGUGGGACUACUAUGCAAGAAGAGAGAAAGACCGAGACCGAGACAGAGAGCGAGAUCGGGAUCGGGAUCGGGAUCGGGACAGAGAAAGAGAACGCACCAGGGAGAGAGAGAGGGAGCGCGAUCACAGUCCCACGCCAAGUGUUUUCAACAGUGACGAGGAGCGAUACAGAUACAGGGAGUACGCGGAGAGAGGCUAUGAGCGUCACCGAGCAAGUCGGGAGAAGGAAGAGCGGCACAGGGAGAGGCGGCACAGGGAGAAGGAGGAGAGCAGGCACAAGUCGUCGCGCAGUAAUAGUAGACGUCGCCAUGAAAGUGAAGAAGGAGACAGUCACAGGAGACACAAGCACAAAAAGUCUAAAAGAAGCAAAGAAGGAAAAGAAGCCGGCAGUGAGCCCGCCCCCGAGCAGGAGAGUGCUGACGCUGCACCUGCGGAGUAGGCAGCUUCUGCCUUCUGUGUGUACUGGUACCAGAAAUAGAUACUAUAAAUUUCAUUAUUUUUCUGGAUAAUGUUUAAGAAAUGUACCUUUAAUCUUGUUCUAUUAGUAUGAAAAGUUAACUUUUUUUCCAAAAUAAAAGUGAAUUUUUCAUGUUAAGUUAAAAAAUCUUCAUUUUUUAAUAUUUAAAAAAUAAAACAACAGCAUUAACUUUAUAUCAAAGAAAGUGACGUGAAUGAGUCACUUAGCAGGGGUUUAGGAGAGCUGUGUUUGUCUGUGUACAUACAUGGGAUCUGAUGAAGGUCAAGGACCUCUUGGCCAGGUUUUGUUCGUUUUUUUUUUUUUGUUGUUGUUAAACACCAGUCUCAUAAGAAGUCACACUGCAAAGGGCAUCACAGGCGCCCUCUCUGAGCUACGAGAUUGAAACUGGUCUUUCUUACUACUGCUAUGGCACUCUUGUUUAAUGUAUUAAAAAACUACACAUUUUUGAUACUACAAUAUUUGAUAGCAGAUUUUCAGUGUUUUAAAUUUGGGUCCAUGGUAAAACUCAGUAGGGCACUUUUAUAUCAAAUCAGUACAGUCUGUAAGGCAUUUGGGUGACCUCUGAAGUGCCCUGUGUGCAGUUGCAGGCGGACAGCUCUGUGACACGAACUGCCUCAUGGCCGUAAGUCUGAGCCAGGAUCCAGCUCAUUUGACCUUUCUUGAUGUGUUUUCCCAGGCACACUGAUAGAGGAGCAUGUGGAGUUUUUAUGUAGUUACUGACUAUAUUGUGAAUAAAAGUAAAUGUCAUGA
Chinchilla lanigera (long-tailed chinchilla) is the source of this 3088-nucleotide messenger RNA. It is a transcript of the gene Fip1l1, whose product is annotated as factor interacting with PAPOLA and CPSF1. Gene Ontology annotation, cellular component: mRNA cleavage and polyadenylation specificity factor complex. The record is from RefSeq and is a predicted model, not a curated record. The coding region runs from base 488 to 2299 and encodes 603 amino acids. Lineage: Eukaryota; Metazoa; Chordata; Mammalia; Rodentia; Chinchillidae. Gene Ontology annotation, molecular function: RNA binding. The transcript has 19 exons.